CCGGCUUUUGAACUUCUCACUCAACUUCUCUCUCUAAACUGUUUCCCAACUUCUCUCUGAAUUUCUCUCUCCAUUUCAAAUUUAAUUUCAGUGAUUAUUUUCAUCCAUUUGCAUCAAAUUACUCUUCCGAUCUUCUUUUUUCUAAAAAAUGGUGAAGAAAGCGGCACCGAAGAAUCCGGCAGCGAAGAAACCGGCAGCGAAGAAACUUGAAUUCGACAAUUCCGUCGCUGAAAUGGCUGUUGAAGCUCCUCGAAGGCGAGGAAGAAGGCCAAAUGCUGUUUCUGAAGAAAUUCCUGUUGCUAAGGAAUCUGUGUCUAUAAAGAAGAACAAAAAGGCUGGCAGUCCGAAAUCAAAAGCAAUUGCGCUUGUAUCUGAAAAAGAACCAAUUGAAGAAGAACAACCUAAUCAACUAGUUUUACAAAAUUCUUCUCUGGUUGACGUUCCACAGCCUGAAUCUCAUCAACUUCAUUCACAAGUUUUGAAAGAAGUUGGCGCUGAUGGCCUGCCUAUCGUGUUUAAUUUUGAUACACAAUGUUCAGGAGGAUCAUUGUGUAAAUUAAUUAAAGACUUCUCUCCUGAUCAAAAGGCAGCUGUUCAAGAGAUAGGGUUUGGAGGAUUGUUAGGCCUUCAAUUAAGUCGAAAAAACACUCAGAUGAUGUACUGGUGCAUCAAGUGCUUUGAUGGUGUGAGUUCUCUGUUUACAAUCAGUGAUUCCAAGCAAUUUGAAAUCACUGAUUAUGAUGUGUACGAUUUGUUUAUGCUCCCCCUUUCUGAGCUGGAGGUUGAAGGGGUUAAACGUGGGCGCAAUUCCACUAAUCCUGAUUUUGAUUUGAAGAUCAAGUGGAGAAAAGAGUUCGGUUUUGAAGAGGUCAAUGCUCAAAUUCCUAUAAGGUUGCUUGAGGACAAGAUUAAAUUGUUGACAGAUGGUGGUGAUCUGUUUAAACAAUUAUUUGUUUUUGUUGCUUUCUCUACAUUUUUUACUCCAACAGCCAAUAGGACUGUAGAUUUGAGAUUGGCUAAGGCUUUGGAAGAUCCCAAAAUGAUUUCCAAAUACAAUUGGUGUAAAUACGUUCUUGACGUAUUAUGUGAGGAAACAGUGAAAUUUAAAAAUAGUUUAUUGAAAGGCAAAGAUCAAAAGACAUUUGGAGGCUGUGUUGUGUUUUUGCAACUUGUGUAUUUUCAGAGGAUUAAGUUUAGGAAUUCCAGUGGUAUUCCUGAUCAAUUACCUCUUAUUCAGCAUUGGACAUCGAAGAUGGUAACCGAUCGGAUUCAUGCUGAAAAUGCCAAUAUGAGUGCAUUAUAUGGUUCUGGUAUAUUGGAGAAGGGGAAGUAUCCAAUUUCCAAAAAGUUUGUUUUUGUUGAUGGUCAAAUAGAUUUGACCCAAAUCAAAUCUAUUUCGAAAGAAAAUGAAGCAGGCAGCAGUGGGGGAAGAGCUGAACAGCCCUAUGUUGGGCGUCGAAUUCCAAGUCGGCGUCCUAGGAUUCUUCAGUUUGAAAUCCCUAAUUCUCAUCCUACAGAUGAAGAAAUUUUCUCUAAAGCCACUGAUGAUUUUCAUGGUCAGUGGUUGUUGAUGAAGAGAGAUCUGGAUGUAGUUUCAGCCAUCCAUGCUGAAGAGCUGUUCAAAUUAAAGGCUUCAAUGCCUUCGCAGAACCAUGGCGAUGAUAUUUUGGAAAAUUCCACUUAUCAAAAGAUGGUUGAUGAGUUGGUGGAGAUUCAUCAGUUGGUGAAGAAUCUACCAAAUGGUUGGGAUGACAUUUUUGGUUCAAGUAACAAUCCAGUUGUUACUGCUGCCCCUCAACCUUCUGCCGUUGUUCCAACUGAGCCUGCAGUUGUUACAGCUGCUGUUGUUGAUGCAACAACAUCUACCGAAGCAAUUAUUCGAGAAGUUGAUCCUGACACUCAAAUAAAUGCAGUUCUUGAUUCUUUGAAAAGCAAAGAUAAAGAAAUUACGGAGGAUGAUGAUGAAGAAAUAGAAGAAUAUGAGCGCGUGUGGGCUGGAUUUCAAAAAUGCAUCAUUAACAACCAUGCUGUAUCAAGAGUGAAUGUCAGUGUCUAUGGCAUAGAGGAAAAUGUGAUGUUUAUGUCUCCGUUUAUGAUAGCAUUUGAAGAUUUAAUGAGGCAUCUUCCAGCAUUUGUUCAAGAAGCUGUGGACUUUGCUGCUCUGACUGAUGGAGAGGGUAUUUUGACUGAUGAUAAAGUUAUAGAAUACAAUCAUUUUAUUGCGGUAGGAAGAGAUGACAUGUGGACCCUUCCUUCCACAUUUGAUAUUCUUUUGAUUCAUAUUGAAGCUUGGGCUUUUUUAUUGAAUGAAAAUGAAAGGAAUCCUGCUGGUUCUCCUCAGAAGCUGUUUUUAGGUGGCACAUAUUGUAAAUAUGUUGCUGAUUUGAUUGAGAAACUAGGCAAUGAAAAAAUCUUGUCUGAAUUGUGUGUUUGUCUUAAUUAUGGUGUGAAAGAUGUAAAUGGAGUUCAAUCGUUGAAAGAUUGUAAUAUGAUUUUUGCUCCUGUUCUGAUUGAAGACCCGAAGCAUUAUUACCUGUUUGUCAUUAGUAUGAAAGACAAAAGUGUCUAUUUCUUUGAUAAUAUGCUUCUGGAACCAAAAGAGAUGGAACAAAGGAAGAAAGCUUAUUCUGUCUUGUGUUCUUCAUUGGAAAAACUACUGAAAAAUAUGGAUAACAUUCAUCAUGAAGAUAUUAAAAGCUUCAAAUUUAUCCCGGUCGGUGGUAAUUGGAAGCGAGGUGCUUAUGACAAAGACUGUUGUGUCUAUUUGAUGAUGUUAAUGAUGGUUUUUCAUGGUGUUGAAACGGUACAAGAUGGUGUUGGGAUUUUUGACUUUGAUCCCUUGGCAGAUGAAGAUUUCAGGAAGUUUCUCAGGGCUUGUAUUUGUGGCACCAUUGUGUUGUCAGAUUUGAAUUGUUACAGAGAUGAAUAUCUGAAACGAAUGGUUGCAUUCAGGAAAUACAGGAAACAAGAUGUUUUGGAUGCCCUAAUUAAACAAAGGGAAGAGUUGACGCAGAAAUACAUGAAUGAUGCUUCAAAAAUUGAAAUUGUUGCAAGAAAUAGUUCAGCAAGGAAAUCCAAACAUGUUGAAACAGAAGAUGAAGCUGAGACAGAUGUCAAUGUUGAAGGGAAAGGACGUGGCAAAGGCGGGAGACGCACCCGAGGAGGCAGACGCGGGAAGGCACGUGGACGAGGUGCUUCACGUGGUUAAUAAUUAUUGCUGAAAAAACAAUUUAAUUUUUUGUGUUUGUAUGUAGUCGAAUUACUACUUAGAAUGUACAAUUCUAAGUUUGAUAUAGUUACUGUUCAAAUAAUUUUUUGUGUUUGUAUGUAGUCGAAUUCUAAGUUUGAUAUAGUUACUCUCAAUGAUUUUUAAUUGUUUGAUAUAUGAGAGUAAUUAUAA
Messenger RNA from Spinacia oleracea (spinach), 3400 nucleotides. RefSeq lists its product as uncharacterized. Gene Ontology annotation, molecular function: cysteine-type peptidase activity. Gene Ontology annotation, biological process: proteolysis. Bases 149 to 3208 code for a protein of 1019 amino acids. NCBI's taxonomy places the organism in Eukaryota, Viridiplantae, Streptophyta, Magnoliopsida, Caryophyllales, Amaranthaceae. The transcript has 9 exons. The record is from RefSeq and is a predicted model, not a curated record.